AUGUCGACUACCGUGACCCAGACACAAGAGCCUAUUGAGCUCACAUCUCUAGGCGGGUGUCAUGUCCGUGAUGGAAAGGAUGCUUUGGAGGAGCAACCUCGUGUAGUGCCUGAUGAUGUACCGCCUCCGUAUGCGCAGGGUGAAGCACAGAGAUGGAAUUACCCAAGAGGGAACAUGAUGAAGCUUGGCUUUGCGUUUCUUUCAUUUAUCAUUGCCGGUAUGAAUGAUGCAGCCGUUGGUGCUUUAAUCCCAUACCUAGAAAAAUACUAUGAUCUAAGCUACACCAUCAUAUCCCUCAUUUUCCUCACGCCCUUUGCCGGCUACUCCGUCGCAGCCUUCACCAAUGCCACCAUCCACAUGAAAUUCGGUCAACGGGGCGUCGCAAUAAUGGCUCCUAUCUGCCACCUCAUCACCUUUGUCGCUCUAGCACUGCACCCCCCGUACCCCGUACUUGUCGUGUGCAACAUCUUUAGCGGAUUCGGAAACGGUCUCACGGAUGCUUGUUUCUGCGCGUGGGUGGGAGGUAUGGACAAGGCAAAUACGGUGCAGGGGUUUCUACAUGCUUCUUAUUCGCUUGGGGCGUUGUUUGCACCACUUAUAGCAACGUCGAUGGUUGUUUCGGCUGGUUUGCCUUGGUAUACUUAUUAUUAUCUCAUGAUUGGGAUCACGGUUGUUGAAUUGGUUGGUCUCACUGCUGCUUUCUGGCGUAUGACUGGUGCCGUCUACCGUGUUGAGCAUGCCAGUAACUCAGAGGGUACUGGUGCUGGAACGAGAGAAGCUCUCAAGUCCAAGGUUACAUGGCUUUGCGCUUUGUUCUUCUUUGCAUACAUGGGAGUCGAAGUCGGUCUUGGAGGCUGGGUCGUCACUUUCAUGCUUCGUGUGCGAAAGGCCUCAGCAUACGCUUCUGGAGCAUCUGGUACAGGCUUCUGGGCAGGAAUGGCUCUUGGUCGAGCAACACUGGGCUUCGUAACAGAACGCUUCGGCGAGCGCUUAUGUCUUUCGAUAUACCUCGCCAUCUGCAUCGGACUCCAACUGCUGUUCUGGUUGGUACCGAAAUUCAUCGUCUCAGCUAUAGCAGUAGCUUUUCUGGGAUUCUUCCUAGGACCUUUGUUUCCCGGGGCAGUCAUGGUAACUGCGAAGCUUCUGCCGGCCAAGAUCCAUGUUUCCUCAAUUGGGUUUGCAAUGGCCAUCGGUGGUACAGGAGGAACUGUGUUUCCGUUCGCCAUUGGAGCGAUUGCGAAUACCAAGGGUGUUGGUGUGCUACAGCCUAUCAUUCUUGCAUUGAUUGCUGUUGUUGCAGGUGUUUGGUUGAGUUUUCCGAGAAUUCAAAAGAGGGAUUAG
This is a messenger RNA of Fusarium sp. VM40, 1341 nucleotides long. NCBI's taxonomy places the organism in Eukaryota, Fungi, Ascomycota, Sordariomycetes, Hypocreales, Nectriaceae. The record is from the annotation of a GenBank genome assembly.